AAUUGUGGCGCGCCUACCCAACCCAGACAGCGGCCUGCCUGUCAGUGCCUGGGAUGAGUGAGGUCAGUAACGUAAGUGCGCGCGAGACCUUGUCUGGGCCACGUAGCGAUGGAUCUACAGUAGCACUGCUAACAUAUCAGUGUCAUACAUUCUAAAAAUGCAUUAGUACAAACACAUUUGGAAUAGGAUUAUCAAACAGUGGUGAACUGCAACAGUAGCUGGCUCUUUUUGUGCGUCUGCAGCACUCCAGAAUCCCUUGCAACUGAUUGCACGAAAUGAGAAAGAGGGCGCUCUCACCGAAGGUAAGGCGGCAGAUUGCAGAUGGCUCCUGAAACGAGGCACAGAAGUUCCGACUGCGGCUCAAAGUCCGGCGUGAAGCUCCCCCUCAAGACGGAAGAUUAAAGGCUGAAGCCCCGACGGACAAUAUAACAUUGACAGCCUCGAGCGAGAGACUAACCUGAGAGGCUUUAUCAGCGGAGAGACCGAAACCUCAGAGGUUGAAGAGCGGACACCCCAGCUUCCAGAGAAGCUUUGAGAGUCGAGCUCAACAGAAGCCUAUGGAACAAAGCUGUAGCAGAAUGUCACUCGCGGUCUGUCCUCAGUCUUAAGCAUGGAUGCCCUGUUUGAAUCUGGGUGACGCUUUCUUCCCUUCCUCCUUCCUGUCUCCUCAGUGGCGGGAGGGGUGGGGGAUUGCUUCCGUUCCCCCUGCCCCUCCUUACAACAUAGCGAGGGUACUCUCACAGUUUAAGAAUACCAACACUGCUAACAAACCUUUGGCUGUGCUUCAACUAGCACUACUACAGUCUCCCCCUCCCUCACACAUGAAAUCCUGCCAGAGCCUGAAGGGAGAGGUGUCCAGCCCAGGUGGGAUGUCACAGGAGGGGCGCAGAACGCAGCAGGUGGCCCAGUCCUACUACCAUUCCCCCGCCCCAGACCUGGACCUAGCGGGCAAGCUGUACAAGCGGGAGGGCGGGGGCAAGCCUUACUCUGUGCUAGUGGACAACAAGAUGGCAGCCAAGACCCCCAUGGGUGACCAGACCCCCAGUCAGUUGUCCCCACAGCUGACUGGGGGUCUGCUGUCCUCCCAGCAGCAGUACUACAGAGAGGGGACAGUAGGGCAGGAGGGGGGUGCGCAGAGUUCCCAGGCAGGCAAUGGGGGCACCUCCGAGGACUCUGAGGAAGAAGAGGAGGAGGAGGAGUCCUUCAAGCGGGAGCAGAUCAUCGUGGAGGUCAACUUGAACAAUCAGACACUUAACGUAUCAAAGGGGGACAAGUCCGCCCCCCAAACUGAUGCCUCAGAGAGACACUGCAGCGAAGAAGAAGAAGAGGAAGAGGAGGAGGAGGAAGAAGAAGAAGAGGAGGAAGAUCUGGAGGAGGAAGAAGAGGAGGAAGAAGAGGAGGAAGAAAUAGAGAGCCGCAGAACGAGAGCCAAGCGGGUCCGGCGUGGGGUGGCCCCCGCUACCAGUCAGCCCCGGAGGAAGACCCAGUGCACUGCUCUGGGCACCACCGGCAUGACCACCAGGGGCCGACGGAAGAAGACCACCCAGCCGCCCAAGAGGACGCGCCGGACUGCCAGGGAGGGCAAGGGGACCCCAUCCUCAGCUGGCUCUGCCACGGGGGAUAAAGAGGAUGGGGAGGAGCGGGAGACGCUGGCGUGUGAAAAGUGCCCCCGUGUCUUCAACACCCGCUGGUACCUGGAGAAGCACAUGAACGUCACACACAGACGCAUGCAAAUCUGUGACAAGUGUGGCAAGAAGUUUGUCUUGGAGAGUGAGCUGGCCUUACACCAGCAGACUGACUGUGAAAAGAACAUCCAGUGCGUCUCCUGUAACAAGUCUUUCAAGAAGCUGUGGUCGCUGCACGAGCACAUCAAGAUCGUGCACGGCUACGCAGAGAAGAAGUUUGCCUGUGAGAUCUGUGACAAGAAGUUCUACACGAUGGCUCAUGUCCGCAAGCACAUGGUUGCUCACACUAAGGACAUGCCGUUCACCUGUGAGACCUGUGGCAAGUCGUUCAAGCGCAGCAUGUCCCUGAAGGUUCACUCGCUGCAGCACUCUGGGGAGAAGCCCUUCCGCUGUGAGAACUGUGCCGAGAGGUUCCAGUAUAAGUACCAGCUACGCUCCCACAUGAGCAUCCACAUCGGACACAAGCAGUUCAUGUGUCAGUGGUGUGGCAAGGACUUCAACAUGAAGCAGUACUUUGACGAGCACAUGAAAACACACACCGGAGAGAAGCCGUUCAUCUGUGAGAUCUGUGGGAAGAGCUUCACCAGCCGGCCCAACAUGAAGCGCCACCGCCGCACCCACACAGGAGAGAAGCCCUACCCCUGCGAGUUGUGCAGCCAGCGCUUUCGCUUCUCCAACAUGCUCAAGGCCCACAAGGAGAAGUGCUUCCGGGUCACCAGCCCUGUGACUCUGCAGGCCAGCAGCCUCCCACUGCCUCUCCACCUCUCUGCCCCCUCCUCAUCUGGCCCCGGCCCGGGCCUCACUCCGUCAGCUGCCACCACCUCCGCCCCUCUGGGCCUCAGCCCGGCAGGAGGGGCUCUUCCCCCACGCGCCCCCGUGGGACACGCCACCUUCUCCCACCUGCACAUGACCCCCUCUCACCAUCUCCCUCACCACCACACGUCGCAACAGCAGCAGCAGCAGCAGCACCACCCCGGCACGCCCCUGCAAGCACCCCCUCUCCCCCACCACCACCUGCCUGUGCCCCCUGUCUCUCCUCCCCCUGCCCUCUUCAAGAGCGAGCCCCUCACCCACUGUGGGCAGGAGGACAGCAGCUACCUGCGUUACAUGGCACCGCAGGAUAAAGGGCCUGGGGCCCCCCAGCAUCACUGAACCCUAUGUGGGCCCUGGGCUCCAGGCCUGCCUGCCACACCUCGAUUACCCCCACCCCAACUCUCCCUGGCCCCUGGUGUAGAACGGCCCCUCGAAUACUGAUAUGAACAUGACACUCACAGCUCAGUACACACCAGUGUGUGUGGGAGAGCGUGAGGGAUACAGACAGGUACACUUUCAGUCUACACUUUAGAUAAGUGAGUGACCCACUUAGCUAAAGACCCAAGUCAACUGACACAGAUUUUUACAACCUCUUUGCUCAUAUCUUUUCUUGUGAAAAUAUUCUUCGAAAAUCCUGUGUUCUUAGACAACCUGCCUCCCAUGGUAGAAGGCUGUGUGUGUGUGUGUGUACCGGUAUGUGAGUUAUCCCUUGUUUGUGUCCAUUUUAUCCUCUCCACUGACAGCUGCUAAUGUCAUUAUUCUACUAGUGGUUCCUUAUCCAGGUAGCGGGUCAGAACAGAUCCAUUUCAUCAAACUUAGUCCUUCGCGUCGACUGACUUUAACAACGGUUGCACAAUUCGGGGGAGUUGUAAGUCCUGGUCCUAAGGCUGACCUGUUUACCAUCCUGGUGCCAACUGGGUCUCCCACUGUCACUCCCUAAGGAAUUCCACACUGGCUCUACCAGCAGUAGGCCAGGAAUCACUGCCAUAGGUCACAGUGGGGAGGUUAGAAAACGCCUGUUAGUGCUACUGCUUGUCUGUUGCAACAGAGAUUCUGGUUAAUUGGUGCUUUCAUUGCAGUACUAGACAUAUUUCUUAUACACAGGCUAGAUCUCGUAACAUCUGGAGUGUAAUGUAACAGUGUGUGGGAUUGGUUGUGUUGUUGUUAUGCAGUUCUGGGAUUUGUCUUCUUGACUGACAUGUACAGCCUUUAGAGCUGACAUGGUUAGACGUUCCCAACAGAACAAACGUGAUGAACCUGAACGUGCUGUCAUAUAUACACACACACACACACACACACACACACACACACACACACACACACACACACACACACACACACUUCAAAAAGCAGUACGUCAUCACUGGUCUCACGUCACACAAAAUGCUUGUCAAGAGAUUAUUUUAUUUGUUUGUCUUCUGUAAUCAAAACAGUUCAAAUACCGCCACUGUGACGGGUUAUCACAUACGACCCAACCUGGACCUCGCAUGUAUGUCUCUUCUGUCUCUCUUUCUCUGUCUCUCGCUCCUCUGUCUCGCUCGCUCGCUUUCUUUUUCUCUCUUUCUUUCUUUCUUUCUUUCUUUCUGUCUCUCGCUCCUCUGUCUCGCUCGCUCGCUUUCUUUCUUUCUCCGUCUCUCGCUACUCUGUCUCUUCCCCCGCUGCUGCUGCUGAGAUAAUACGGGUCACCCUGUAAAAGGUCAUUAAAACACAAGGUUCUGACCUUUUCAGCACAACUCUUAACUGAAAAAUCUGUAUUUUUAUUCCAACCAGCCUAUCUUCCACAGCUUGGUGUGGAGCAGGACACGUUUUGUUGUUGUAAUGUAACCGGUCUGUUCUCCUUAGUGUUACAUAUACUGUAUAAGGUUACGCAAACAUUGAGGCCCUAUCUCACACGUUGGCAAAUAAUGAUGAAUCAAAACAUGUUGAAUGUUGCCUAGAUGUAGUGAUACAGGCUAACGGUUUAGCAAUCAAACGUGUUAUUUUCUAGUGCUAUUUUCUGGAAAUAUGUUACAUUCAGUUUCAGACUGAAGAAUUGUUCCCAUCUCGCUCGGAACAUCCUGUUGAGUGAUCGGUUGGAGGAUUAUGUCUAACAUGCGUUUCAAUUUCUGGUGUUGGAUACAUUUACUCAAGUUGUACAUUCACUCAAAGAAAUCCCGUUUGCAUAUGUAACCUUUUUUUAUUGUGUGAAUGUUCCCGCUGUCCCAUUGUAUGAUGUUCUGACUGUCCGGUUGUUGUUCGUAUUGAUGAAUGACCGAGAGAGAUUCUGUCUUGUCAGAUUGUUGGUAGUGGGUUUGUAGGAUGUUGUCCACCCCCACCCCACUCUUCUCAGAUAAGACUUGAUUGUUGAGGAGCAAUGUUAAGGUGUGUGUUUGUCUCGGUAAUGGCAAAAUGGAACCCCUAUGGUGCUGUUGUAACAAAAGCUACCUUUACACAGUCUGGCCCUGGACAUAUUCUGUCUGUCGUUCAACUCUCUGGGUCUCUCCCUCUGCACUCCCUGCUAAAGCCGUGCCAUCUGUUUGAAGGGGGUUCUGAGGUUGAUUUUGUACACACACAAGAAUAUGUCUGACAUGUUUCUGUGGAUUAACACAUAAUGGGUAUAGCAUAGUGGUGGAUCAGGCUGAGUAGUGGAUCAGGUUACUGUUUGUAUAUUGGGAGAAACUGAAGAGGAACAGUAGCAUCCAUUAGCAAGUCCCUGUACCACCUUGAGUUGUGGGUAAUUUCCCAUUGGAUUUGGUUUACCAGAUGCCCACCCUCUCGAGAGCUACAACCAUUCUGCCAUUACUGUGGGUCUGUUAGUUGGGCCUCAGUAUCAGCUUAACCAUGAGUUACUUACUGUUUUUCAUGGCGUUUCAGUAUGAGGCUUUUUUUCUUUCUUUUUUUUUUUUACGUUGGUUUUAAAAAGCUUUUCUAUUUGUGUGUAUCCUCUGCACUUUACUGCUGCGUGAGUGAGUCGCAGUGAAGGGAGGGACUGACAAUGCAUUGUGUGAGUGAAGUGAUGUGUUGGUUCAUGGAGGAGGGAGGCGGUUGGUUUGGUGAGCGGCCGUUUGAGUAAGGAAAAGGAGGAGAAUCAAUCUGGAGGUGGAUAGCGUGGAAGGGCCAUGGCAAAAGGAAAUGUUUUGUUUAGUUCAUAUAUUUGUUUUGUUUUUAAAUUCCUGUAAGUCAAUAGACUGGCUCGAAUAUGGACUCCCAAAGAGUGAUCGAGUAGUGUUGUUCCUCCUGCUUUGGUGAUUUUUACACUAGCCCCUCCCUGCUUCAUCUGAUCUGAAAUACAUUGAGGUGUUUGUCUGCCUCAUAUCCAGAGGUUCCUCUUUGUUGUGUAACAUUUUCUCUUCCGAUUUACUGUAUGAUUCUCCUCCUUUCAUAUUUGUUAUAUAGAAUGCACUUUUGACUAAAAUCCUGGCUAGUUAAGAAAAAUAACAAUGUAUAUUCUUUAAAGAUGUAAAAAAAAAAAUGUAAAAAAAAAAAUCAAUAUACUUUUUCCCCUCAAGUAUUUUUAACCACUUAAUGUAGCAUUGCAUAUUUUAUUAUUGUGAGUAUCUGGUACAAAAUUGUGCAGCUUUAUACUGUCCUGGGUUGUUUUUUUGUUGGGGGUGGGGGGGUUGUUUUGUAUGUUUGUUUUUGGAGAUUGAGGAGAAGUUGUAAUGUUGGGCCUUUUUUUAAUAAUGUACAUUUAACGGACUCUGCUAACUUUCAGAAGUAAAAAACGAGUAGCCAUAAUUAUCACA
Oncorhynchus keta (chum salmon) is the source of this 6223-nucleotide messenger RNA. Its product is annotated as zinc finger protein 652-like. The coding region runs from base 615 to 2837 and encodes 740 amino acids. Gene Ontology annotation, biological process: regulation of transcription by RNA polymerase II. The transcript is spliced from 6 exons. Gene Ontology annotation, cellular component: nucleus. NCBI's taxonomy places the organism in Eukaryota, Metazoa, Chordata, Actinopteri, Salmoniformes, Salmonidae. The record is from RefSeq and is a predicted model, not a curated record. Gene Ontology annotation, molecular function: RNA polymerase II transcription regulatory region sequence-specific DNA binding; DNA-binding transcription factor activity, RNA polymerase II-specific.